AUGGAUCAGAGGAAUUUCAGCGCAGUGGAAGCAUUUGGGGGCAUCCAGGAGAGAAUGGUGGCUCUGUGGGCGUAUCAGGAGAAUUCGGAGGGAGUUCUGAGGGCACCAGGACGUGCGAAGCCUCCCUCAAUCAGACCACAAAUACAGGAGUGGAUCAGCUGUCCUGGUGAUCUUGAAGGAGUUGAUUGUCCAAAUGGAGGGUGGUGCUUGGAUGUUGUUCUAGAUGGGAGAAGAUUUGGCAAUAAGAAGGGGAAGGAAAGAAAACCUAGUUCCACUCCUUAUCUGCUGUCUCCUCAGAAUCCAGACGUUCUGAGCUUGGGGCUCCCUGGCCUGGACACCAACCAAGUCCCCAACUGGCCUGGGCUUCGGACUCUGCUGCAGCAGCUCCCUCCACAGGACAUCGAUGAGCGAUACUGCCUGGCCCUUGGGGAGGAGGAGCUGGCUGAGCUGCGGCUCUUCUGUGCCCAGCGGAGGCGAGAAGCCCUGGGACAGGGGGCGGUGCGCCUGGUACCUCCCAGGCUUGAAGAAUGCACCUGUGAGAAGUGCAGGGACUGGCUGAGGCCAGGGGAAUACGGAGUAUUUGCAGCCCGGGCAGGAGAGCAGCGUUGCUGGCACCGGGCUUGCUUUGCCUGUCAGGCCUGUGGCCAGGCCUUGAUAAACCUCAUCUACUUCUACCACAAUGGACAUCUCUACUGUGGCCGUCAUCACGCUGAGCUGCUGAGGCCGCGCUGCCCUGCUUGUGACCAGCUGAUCUUCUCCCCGCGCUGUACCGAGGCUGAAGGACAGCGCUGGCACGAGAACCACUUCUGCUGCCAGGACUGUGCCGGCCCCUUAGGCGGGGGACGUUAUGCCCUGCCCGGGGGCGGCCCCUGCUGCCCUACCUGCUUUGAGAGUCGCUAUUCGGAUGUCGGCUCGAGCCUCGCCUCGACACUGGAAGGGAGAGUGUCCCUUGCAGCGCCCCCGCCCCCCAACCGCAUACCCCAGACCCGAGCCUCGGGGCCCGCAGCUCUCACCGCGCGUCCCUGGCCAGAGCGCUCCAAAGGCCUCCCGAACCCACCCCGCGUCGCGGUUGAGGAUGCGGCAGGACUCGCUCCUGGACUGGGGACGCGGCCGCCCUCUGCAGGGGAAGCGAGGCUUGACAGAGUUGAAGGAGGGGAUCGCGCCUCACUGCACGCCACCACUAUCUCCGGAGCAGCCCUUCUUGUCGCUGCCGCCAGCUCCAGUCGAGAAGCCCAGAGGGGGUUGCAUGGAUCCAGCCCGGAGCAGGAUUGCCGAGCUGGGGACAACGCUGAGGCACCCAAAGGGCCGGAGCAGAGCCCCCUGGAGACGCCCCUUGAUCCGACGGAGGACGCCCCCUGCCCCACAUGCUCCUCUUCCUCUGACUCAGAACCCGAAGGCUUUUUCUUGGGCCAGCGCCUUCCCCGGCCCUGCAAGACCCCCGGAAGCCCCCAAGCUGGGGCCAGCGAAACCUCCAAGAAGCACUGCAUCAUUUGCUAGUGGCGCGGCCCCGAGAAGGGGGAGUCGGGGGGAGGGAUGAUGUGUAAGGCGGGAGGGAGAGCAAGGCUCUCCUCCCUCUAUAAAAAUACUGGACUGAAGGAAAUCAGAAGCACGCCAGGAAGAGGCGGCGAGGUGACAAACUUGAGUACUCCCUGUUCAGCGCGCGCAUUCUGUGACUUUUGAUGGAUACUUUCUUGGGGAACUCCAUUCCCCAAAGCAACUCAUCCCCUGCUGAGCUAGCCAUAGGCUGGGACAGCCGCAUCCCUAGCAUCCUUUCUCUUGAGCCAAUGAAGUGAUCACCCAGAGACCUCGCGUGACAGUGACCGGCUUGGCGAAAC
Hipposideros armiger (great roundleaf bat) is the source of this 1835-nucleotide messenger RNA. RefSeq names its product prickle planar cell polarity protein 4 (gene PRICKLE4). Lineage: Eukaryota; Metazoa; Chordata; Mammalia; Chiroptera; Hipposideridae. The record is from RefSeq and is a predicted model, not a curated record. The coding region runs from base 1 to 1497 and encodes 498 amino acids. Gene Ontology annotation, molecular function: zinc ion binding. The transcript has 7 exons.